Molecule: messenger RNA, 2935 nt
Organism: Zootoca vivipara (common lizard)
Lineage: Eukaryota; Metazoa; Chordata; Lepidosauria; Squamata; Lacertidae
Source: RefSeq, a predicted model, not a curated record
GUAACAUAAAACGUUCGUUUUUUUGGCAGAGACCUCCUGCCAAAAUUCAGUCAGUUAGCAGACCAAUAAGCUAAAUCACAGAGUGUACAAUAAGAUUGAGAGCUGUGUGUACUUAAACACUUGGAAGAAGGCUGAACUGCUUGCUACUUUCUGACAGAACAUUGUUAGUACUGUAUUGAAGUUGCCUCCCAGUCACCUCUCACCUUCGCCCUGCCCUCCAAACAAACAUUUGAAGGGGCACUGUGGCUGACCAUCCCUAUGAGUGUGUUACUGCUCUGCUUUUCACAUUUUCUACCUUCUGGGAGGCCUGUCAACAAUUAUUUCCCUGAUAAGGAAUAUUGUACACAACUUGCGUAUUUGCCAUGGAACCUCUGUGUCUUGCAGAGGGUUUUGGGAGUUAUCUUAGGGUUCACAUAUAAGAGCUGGGCUUAUGGGCUCGCACAAACUGAGAAUAUGCCCUAGAAUGCUCCCAAUAUGCACUUUAUUGCACAUUGCAAGUGGUUGAAACGGGGAGGGGAGCUUACUUGCAGAAAAGCUUGACAACCAUUAUUGAUUUUCAGAUUGAGGAGGCUCUGGUAAACUUCCAAGGAAUUCCAGGGCUCCUUGGUACAUUGGCUGCAAAUCUACUCUUUUGCUUCAUUCUGAAAGAUUGGGGCAUUUUUGCUUAUGCUAGUGAUUUAACAAUACACUGUUAAUCAUACACUUUGACACGUUAAUAUUUAUUGAUUUUGUAAUGGAGUGAGCAAAGAACAUUAAUGUAAAUCUUCUUUUUUUAUUAUAACCUUAAAGGGGGAAUUAAAAUGCAAUGUCCCCUUGUGCAGAGAAGGCAGGGAUCCUGGCCUGUGUAAGCAGGAGUCAGGGAAAGUGAGCACCUGUGGGGUUUUAAUACUUCUUUAACUGAUAGGCUUUCUGCCUUCUGGGGUCUAAAGUUUGCAUUUAUGUGAGACGUUCAGGAAUGGAACAAGCUGCCUGGGGAGAGUAAAGAACCCUCGUUCUUACUCCUCCAGGCUGUUUUGAAGUUUCUGCGUGAAAAGGAGCUGCAAGUUGCACUUUAAACUAUAAACAGAAAAGAUCCUUCACACUCCUGAAAAUGGCAGACCUUCAGAAUUGUGACUUUUGCUCUCUUAAUCCACUUGAACUGUUUGAACAAGUGACUGCACAAGGAGAAAAAGUCAGAUCGCUAAAAGCUGAGAAAGCACCAAAGGAUGAAAUUGAUACAGCAGUUAAGUUGUUACUGUCAUUAAAACUGAGCUAUAAAACAGCAACGGGUGAGGAAUAUAAAGCAGGUUCCCCUCCAACAGACUUCACUCCAGUCAGUAAUGGUCCAGGAGACGCAGAAGAUAAUGAUUUUGUAGACCCUUGGACAGUACAGACAUCCAAUGCAAAAGGAGUGGAUUAUGAUAAACUUAUAGUUCGAUUUGGCAGCAGCAAAAUUGAUAAAGACCUCAUCAACCGGAUAGAAAGAGUUACUGGGCAUAAACCACACCACUUCCUACGCAGAGGAAUCUUCUUUUCUCAUAGAGAUAUGAACCAAAUUCUUGAUGCCUAUGAAAAUAAGAAGCCAUUCUACCUAUACACAGGCAGAGGCCCCUCAGCGGUGGCAAUGCAUGUUGGUCACCUUAUCCCAUUUACUUUCACAAAGUGGUUACAGGAAGUAUUUGAUGUUCCCCUAGUCAUACAGAUAACUGAUGAUGAGAAGUACCUGUGGAAGGAUCUGACCAUUGAGAAGGCUUAUCAGUGUGCUAUAGAAAACAUCAAGGACAUUAUAGCCUGUGGAUUUGACAUAAAUAAAACCUUCAUCUUUUCUGAUCUGGAUUAUUUGGGGACGAGCCCAGGAUUCUAUAGGAACAUUGUUAAAAUCCAAAAGCAUGUGACAUUCAACCAAGUGAAAGGAAUCUUCGGUUUUACAGACAGUGACUGCAUAGGGAAAAUCAGUUUUCCUGCUAUUCAAGCAGCUCCAUCCUUCAGCUCAUCAUUUCCACAGAUCUUCAACAACAAGGCCAACAUUCCAUGUCUGAUCCCAUGCGCAAUUGACCAGGAUCCCUACUUCAGAAUGACGAGAGACGUGGCCCCUCGGAUCGGCUUUUGCAAGCCAGCGUUGCUGCAUUCUGUCUUCUUUCCAGCCUUGCAAGGUGCGCAAACGAAAAUGAGCUCUAGUGACCCCAACUCCUCUAUUUUUCUCACCGACACACCCAAGCAAAUAAAAACAAAGAUCAAUAAACAUGCCUUCUCUGGUGGCAAAGACACAGUGGAAGAGCACCGGAAAUAUGGGGGUAACUGUGAUGUGGAUGUGUCUUACAUGUACCUCACCUUCUUCCUCGAAGAUGAUGACAAAUUAGAACAAAUCAAGCAGGCCUAUACAAGUGGAGCACUACUGACAGGAGAACUCAAGAAGGUGUUGAUUGAAACCCUGCAGCCCUUGAUUGCUGCUCACCAGCAAAGGCGAAAGCAGAUCACUGAUGAAAUGGUGAAGGAAUUUAUGACUCCGCGGAAGCUGGCGUUUGAUUACUAAUUACAGAAGUGCAUGUUGAUUUAUCAGUACACACAUAGAGCCCACUUGAUUGGUGUUGCCCUAGCCUCUCGUCUGCCGCCUCUCCCUAACAACGUACCUCUCUGCUUCUAGCAAGUUGCUUUCAAAGUUGCCCUCCGUUCUCACCAGUGACUUUGGGAAUAUGUAGUUGUGUUUGGAAAAACCAGGCAUUGGCCUAGGACUUCAUUUGACUAAUUACGGGUUAGCAAGAUAACCCAAUCACCUGGAAAAGAGAUGCUUUGUCAACAAGAGGACCCUAUUUCAUGGAACGCAAUAUUAAGAAAAACACUGAUUAAAAAGGUAGUGCAAUGCGAGAUUCUGCUACCGUGGGAGCUGUGUUAGGCUUGUUUUUACAUCUAGUAGCAGUGCCUGUUUCAAAGAUAAACUAAACUCUUCCAUCCAGAA